GGCGCGUGCGGAUAUUUAAACAGCGACCAGCUCCGCCUCCCUUGUCACUGCUGCAGAGCUACGAACAUCUAGCGCUCGGGAGAGAGGGAGAGCCCAAUCGAAGACAUUCCAGCUAAACGCUUCAGCGUAUUUUCUACUGUGACGGAAAUUUAAAAGGCUGUGGUGAUGUCAUCCACACACGAGAAGCUGAUCACUCAUGUGAUGAAGGAGGAGCCAGUUGGCUCCAGGAACAAGGUGACGGUGGUGGGUGUCGGCAUGGUUGGCAUGGCGUCGGCCGUCAGCAUCCUGAUUAAGGAGCUGGCGGACGAGGUGGCGCUGGUGGAUGUGAUGGAGGACAAGCUGAAGGGCGAGGCCAUGGACCUGCAGCACGGGGGGCUCUUCCUGCGCACGCCCAAAAUUGUGGCCGACAAGGACUACAGUGUGACCGCCAACUCCAAGGUCGUCGUGGUGACAGCUGGCGCUCGCCAACAAGAGGGGGAGAGCCGCCUGAACCUGGUUCAGCGCAACGUCAACAUCUUCAAGUUCAUCAUCCCCAACAUCGUCAAGUACAGCCCCAACUGCAUCAUCCUCGUGGUGUCAAACCCCGUGGACAUCCUGACCUAUGUUGCCUGGAAACUGAGCGGCUUCCCCAGGCACCGCGUCAUUGGCAGUGGCACCAACCUGGACUCCGCCCGCUUCCGCUUCCUGAUGGGCGAGCGGCUGCACAUCCACCCCUCCAGCUGCCACGGCUGGAUCGUCGGAGAGCACGGGGACUCCAGCGUGCCGGUGUGGAGCGGGGUGAACGUGGCCGGAGUUUCCCUCAAAGAGCUGAACCCCGAAAUGGGAACGGACAAAGACACGGAGAACUGGAAGACCGUCCACAAAAUGGUGGUCGAAGGUGCCUAUGAAGUCAUUAAGCUGAAGGGGUAUACCUCAUGGGCCAUCGGCCUGUCCGUCGCUGACCUGGUGGAGACCAUUCUCAAGAACUUGAGGAAGGUACACCCUGUGUCCACCCUUGUGCAGGGCAUGCACGGUGUGAAGGACGAGGUCUUCCUCAGCGUGCCGUGUGUGCUGGGGAACAGUGGGCUGACCGACGUGGUCCGCAUGACCCUGAAGCCCGAGGAGGAGCACCAGCUGGUGAAGAGCGCAGAGACCCUGUGGGGCGUCCAGAAAGAGCUGACGCUGUGAGAACCGCGCCCCAAACUGCGCCCCUCGCCCCCGCCCCUCCCCCUCGCCCCUGCCCCGGCCCCUCCCCCCCACGCUGGCCCCUGCCAACACCCCUUGCCCCUGCCUCUGCCCCUCCCCACACCCCCAAAGAGAACAUGGGGGACCGCCCUAAAUCCAUCACUGGAUCCAUGCGCGCCCCCCUUCUACCAAACGCUCCCAAGACUGACCUCAAACUGUUACACCCCUCAACCAGACCGCUCCGGCUCCACCCAGCGGGGGCGGGGGGUUAGGGUUCGCUCAUAGUCGUAAAGCAAUGUUACAGGGCCAUCUGUCUGUGUGCAUGUGUGUGUUGUACAUACUGUAUUUAGUCUAACCCUUCCUGUAGACACAAGCCCAGCACUUAACACACAGCACACACAGCUUUGAAGUUAACCACCUGGGCAUUCUGGCUCCCAUUCUGCCAUGGUUCUGUAUUCUUGCACAGAACCAUUCCCUGCCACCCUGUUCACACUCAAAUCAGGGAUCCCACCCCCGUCACAACAGGUCUGCUGCAUCUUACAGAUGAAACUCAGCCACCCACACACACUCCAGAGAACUUGGACCUAACCCUGAUUUUAGCAUUUCAGCUGAAGAGCACUGGACAUAGCCUUUCACUGCCUCACAAACUUCAAUGGAAAUAUAAAACCAGGUAACAAACUUCACACAUUUUAAUUAUUUUACUUAUUUAAAUAUAAAUAGGAACUUGCCUUUCUGGAGAACCAAAGCUGUGUAGUCUGGUGUGCUUCUGUCAGAAUAUGGGCCUGUGCUGUAAGGACAGCCAUGACCGUGUGCGUUAGCGACCGAUUUGUGACCGUUAGCGACCGAUGUGUGUGCGUUAGCGACCGACGUGUGUCUGUUAACGACCGACGUGUGUCUGUUAACGACCGACGUGUGUCUGUUAGCGACCGACGUGUGUCUGUUAGCGACCUGCGUGUGUCUGUUAGCGACCGACGUGUGUCUGUUAGCGACCGACGUGUGUCUGUUAGCGACCUGCGUGUGUCUGUUAGCGACCUGCGUGUGUCUGUUAGCGACCUGCGUGUGUCUGUUAGCGACCUGCGUGUGUCUGUUAGCGACCUGCGUGUGUCUGUUAUCGCUUCUUGUCCGCUAGAUGGCUGCAGGGUUCGUUUUAGCCUGAGCUCUCUGUCCCUGCAAAGAUGCUUCUCCACACCCCGGCCCUGCUCCUUAGUCAGCCCCACACUCACGGGUGUCAAACUGCUGCACCACCAGGACAGGCUGUAUGACGGGCAAGUUGUUUUUCUCAUCGCCCCCCAUAAAGCUCCCAACUGGUCCUUAUCCUCACAUGUAUGUGGUGUGUUAGGACUAUGUUCAGCAAAGGUGAGCUUCGCGCGAGGGGAAAAGCAGCUUCGGGCCCUUCGUGUUGAGGCAGCUGGAUCGGUUGGUUUGUAUCCUCUCUGCCACAAAAAUAAAACUUCCAGGGGAAUCACAA
Messenger RNA from Anguilla anguilla (European eel), 2632 nucleotides. It is a transcript of the gene ldha, whose product is annotated as lactate dehydrogenase A4. The transcript is spliced from 8 exons. Bases 166 to 1167 code for a protein of 333 amino acids. Gene Ontology annotation, biological process: carboxylic acid metabolic process. The record is from RefSeq and is a predicted model, not a curated record. Lineage: Eukaryota; Metazoa; Chordata; Actinopteri; Anguilliformes; Anguillidae. Gene Ontology annotation, molecular function: L-lactate dehydrogenase (NAD+) activity. Gene Ontology annotation, cellular component: cytoplasm.